ACCGUGCUUGCGCGGAUCUUGAGUGAAUGGCCGCGUGUUUAUAGUGGGGCUUGUGGCUACAGUCAGGCGUGGAUUAUUUGAUUUACCGGGAUGUUUUGGGGAUCAGCAGGUCAGCGGGCGUCUGUCGGGCUUCUCCGCUGCUGGUCCCUGACUGUCAGCCCCUAUACUCUCACACCCACCCGGUGUCCUCUGCACACUCCACGCUCGCUUUCGUUCUCUGCCCCUCUAAAGUCUCCUGCUCAUGAAGAGGUGAAGCAGCCUCUGAGGCGGUGGGAUCUGUCAGUGAGCCCCUUCACCACGGUGCGCGCACAGAUAGGUUGCAACAUAUCCAUCAACCCGCUGGACCCGCACACCUACCCCGAAGCUGAUCGAGCCUUCAUAACAGUCCACGGGCCAGACAAGGAGCAGGAAGUCAGUCUGGACCGGUUAAAGGUCCACUAUGAUGACCGGAGCAAAGAGCUCCUAAUAUCCGCUGAGACGGUGGGCAGCGACUUGUCCAUCGAAAUGUCUGCACCCAUCAAAAGCAAUCUCUUCAUUACUACUCAAGGAAAGGGAAGCGUGCAAGUUAAGAAUAUGGAGUGUGAUAUCUGCAAGGUGCGAACAGAAAAGGGGAACUGCCUGCUGCACUCUGUCAAGGCUCAUCAGGUUGAGGUGCAAUCCCACGAAGGGCAUGUUACAGGUGGGGGCACAAUCAAUGGCAACGUGGUCAUCAGCACUGGCGGAGACAGUGCAGUGGAUGUCAAGAAGCUCCAGGGCACCAAGAUGAAUGUGUCAACAGAGCACGGCCCUCUGAAGGUCAAAGCCAUCUACGCGGAGUCCACCUGCAUCUCAUCCCGUUCGGGGAGAGUGAACCUAGGGCACGUGCACGGUGAGACUACUGUGAAGAACGUGUGUGGAGAUACAGUUAUAGAUGGUUCAAAUAGCUUCCUGAAGGUUUCCUCUGACAGCGGAGGCAUCGAUGUCUACGUGGGAGACGGUGGCAGUGCUGAGCUUCACAGUCAGCAAGGAGCGGUGAGCGUGCGUGUGCCGUCCUCAUUAAGAGCUGGGGUGAGGCUUUGUGGGACGUCGGUGGAUAUCAGCCCAGAGGUUGUUCUCCAUGGAGUAGAAAACAACACGUCUGAAGGCCACACCACAGUUAUUGGCUACAUGAAUGUAGAGUCUCCGGCUAAUCAGUGGGUUAAAGCUCAAGCAGACAGAGGCUCCAUCAGACUGACCGUACAAAGCUGGUUUGAGUCCCGGAGGCUAGUCAGCUGAAUGUCCCGUUUUUUUCCUAGAAUCAUGAUGCAUCGCUGAACUGGGACUUAAAAAAUGUACAAGAAAGAGCCAAACAUUACUGCAGCUGUAAGAGACUGAAUGCUUAUUUAACACAGGAUAUAUUGCAUUAUAAUCUGAAGUAUAUUAGAAAUGUUCUAUGUGUGUAAGAAGCCACUGUACAUACAGACUGCAGUGAGAUUAUGUGUGCACAAAACUGUUGGUGUUUUGGAUGUUUUAAAAAAAAAAAAAGUUUUGCUCAUAUUUUUUUUUCUUUUUUUGUCCAAGUUUACCGAAUGUUACUGGAAGCUACCUCAAACUAUGAAAGCACCAUUGAAUACCUUGCACCUCUCCACUGUUACUGUAGUAGCAUGAUUAGGUUCAAGUACAACAUUUUACGCAGUUUCCCAGAAGUAAACACGUGCAGAGGUUUACCAA
Neolamprologus brichardi is the source of this 1689-nucleotide messenger RNA. It is a transcript of the gene fam185a, whose product is annotated as family with sequence similarity 185 member A. The record is from RefSeq and is a predicted model, not a curated record. Lineage: Eukaryota; Metazoa; Chordata; Actinopteri; Cichliformes; Cichlidae.